Messenger RNA from Trichosurus vulpecula (common brushtail), 3363 nucleotides. It is a transcript of the gene IDUA, whose product is annotated as alpha-L-iduronidase. The coding region runs from base 248 to 2164 and encodes 638 amino acids. Gene Ontology annotation, molecular function: L-iduronidase activity. Gene Ontology annotation, biological process: carbohydrate metabolic process. The transcript is spliced from 15 exons. The record is from RefSeq and is a predicted model, not a curated record. Lineage: Eukaryota; Metazoa; Chordata; Mammalia; Diprotodontia; Phalangeridae.
AGGGAGGAUCCGUUCUCCCGGGAGUGGGAGUGGGGCUCCCUGCAGGGAGCGCAGAGGAGGCGUGCCGUGAUUCCGGGGCUGCGCGCGCUCUCCUGGGGAGGCCUGAGCUAAGGGAAGCGCUGCUGGGCGAGGAGGGGCGGGCCCGUUCCCCUUCCCCGAGGAUGCGGAAGCUGGCUGCCAGCUGCGGGAGCUAGCUACAUUUUAGCGGAGACUGGCGACAUUGUAGCGGCUCUGGGCUGGCGGCCGGAUGGGGGCUCGGAGCGCGUGGGCCGCGGCGCUACUGCUGCUCCUGGCCCUAUUGCCGCGGACCUUCGCCUCCUGCCUCUUCUCGGUAGACGCCUCCACAACCACUGGGCAGCUGAAGCCUUUUUGGAAGAGCACCGGCUUCUGCCCUCCUCUGCCCCAUGAAAAGUCAGACCUGUAUGAUCUCAGCAAAGACCAGCAGCUCAAUCUUGCCUAUAUUGCAUCUGUCCCUCACCAGGGCAUCGAACAGGUCAGGACUCACUGGUUACUGGAUCUCGUCACAGCCAGUAUCACCGAUGGGGACCUUCACUACAACUUUACCAACCUGGAUAGAUUUUUGGAUCUUCUCUGGGAGAACCAACUCAUUCCAGGGUUUGAGUUGAUGGGGAGCCCAUCUGGAUAUUUUACUGAUUUUGAAGACAAGAAGCAGGUAUAUGAAUGGAGGAACCUGGUCACCCUAUUGGCUAAGAGAUAUAUAGAGAAGUACGGGUUAAGCCAUGUCUCCAGAUGGAAUUUUGAAACUUGGAAUGAGCCGGAUCAUCAUGACUUUGACAAUGUGUCCAUGACGAUCCAAGGCUUCCUGAACUAUUAUGAUGCCUGCUCGGAAGGCCUGAGGAGAACCAACUUGGAACUGAAGUUUGGGGGUCCCGGUGACUCCUUUCAUCCAUUCCCUAAGUCCCCCAUUUGCUGGAAUCUACUCAGUCACUGCUACAAUGGAACAAACUUUUUCACGGGUGAGAAAGGUGUGCGCCUGGAUUAUAUCUCCUUACACAGAAAGGGUGGGGGCAGCUCCAUCUACAUCCUAGAGCAGGAAAAGGAAGUUGCCCGGCAGAUCCAGAGCCUUUUCCCCAAUUUCACCCAUGUCCCCAUUUAUAAUGAUGAGGCUGACCCCCUGGUGGGCUGGUCUCAGCCCCAGAUCUGGAGAGCAGAUGUGACCUACGCAUCGAUGGUUGUGAAGAUCAUAGCCCAGCAUCAGACCCUGCUGCUAUCAGACACCAACAACACCCUGAACUAUACCUUGCUGAGCAAUGAUAAUGCCUUCCUGAGUUACCACCCACACCACUUUACCCAGAGGACACUGACUGCCCGCUUCCAGAUGAACAACACAAAGCCACCGCAUGUGCAGCUAGUCCGAAAGCCUGUGCUCACUGUCAUGGGGCUGCUGGCCAUGCUGGGUGAAAGCCAGCUGUGGGCAGAGGCUCACUGUGAUGGGCUACUGGUGGACAGCAAUCACACAGUGGGAGUACUAGCCACCUCUCACUGGCCUGAGGAGCCAUCUUCACCAGACAGCUGGCAGGCCACAGUGCUGGUGUAUGCCAGUGAUGACAAUCGGACAUCUGCCAACCUCAGUACCGUCACCAUCCAGCUCAACAAUGUCCCACCAGCUACAGACCUCGUCUACGUGACCUACUAUAUGGACAAUAAUCUCACCAGCCCUUACCUGGAGUGGAAGAAACUUGGCUCACCUGUCUUCCCCACCAUAAAGCAAUUUCAGCAGAUGAGAGAGACUGAGGAUGCUAUAGCCACAGGCCCAUUUCCAUUUCCUGAAAAUGGCCAGCUGACCCUAAAGCAAAAGCUUUCAAUGCCCUCAGUUCUUCUCCUUCACGUGUGUUCAAGGCCACAUCUGCCCCCAAACCAGGUGAAUGGUGUCCGAAUCUUGCCUCUCACAAGAGGGCAGAUCACUCUGCUCUGGGAUGAUAGCUCCGUGAACUCAAAGUGUCUGAGGACAUAUGAGGUUGAAUUCUCCCAACAUGGACAUAUUUACAGAGGGAUCAACAGGAAGGAGUCGACUUUCAACCUUUUUGUCUUUGCUCCAGAUGAUGCCAAUGUCACUGGCUUCUACCGGCUCCAUGCUGUGGAUUACUGGGGCCGCCCGGGCCCGUUCUCCAUCCCUGUUUACUACAAAGAGGCAGCUGCAUGAGGGUCCAAUGAAAAGACAUCUGGAAACUUGCUUCCUAGCAAUCAUCAUCACUGUCAUCAAACUCCUUUUUCUGUGGCCCUAUAACAUUGGUGAAAUGCUUUCCCCAAGACAGUCCUAAGAGGCGGGCGGUACAAGGAUCAUUGUACUGAUUUACAGACGAGUAAACCAAAGCCAAGAGAUGAAAGGAUUUGUCCAAGGUGAAGGGCCUCAGUGAGUCUCCCAGCCAGGAUCUGAACCUCUUAGGGAAUGGCUGGAGUGGAUAAACUGUGGCAUGUGACAGUAAAGGAAGAUUAAUCUUCCAUGAAAUGGAUGGAUGUGAAGAAUUCUAGAGAAAUGUGAAACAAUUUAUAUGAACCCAUGCAGAGCAAAGUCAGCAGAAUCAGGGCAGCACUACAUCCAAUAAGUACAAAAAUGUAAAGGAAAAUGGCAUUUGAGAGCAGUUUGAUUAAUUGCAAUAAUCAAUGUCGGUCUUGGAGAACUGAUGCUGAAAUGCUCCUCUUUCCUCUAGGCUUUGUGCACAGGGGACCUUGUACACAGGCUGUGCUGGUUGGCUUUGUUAUAAGGGGAGAUUCAAUAAGGAGAGCACUUUAAGAGGAAAUGACUGAUAUAAACAUAAAAGGGAACAAUACAGCUUUGAAAACUUGUUUUUAACAGCAGGAUUGUGUGAGCAGACAAAGAAGACAAGACGUGGUCAUACAUGUGGUCAUCCAUGUUGUCCAAAUCUCAGGGAUCAUGGCUGGGCCCUGUGAUUUCAGAGCCUAGGCAAGAAGCCAGUAUUCUUCAACCUGGGGUCAGCUGGAAGACACAGUGGAUAGAGCACUGACCCUGGAAUCAGGAGAACCUGAGUUCAAAUCCAGAUUCAGACAUUUACUAGCUGUGUGACUCUGGGCAAGUCACUUAACCCUGAUUGCCUCUUUUUAAAAAAAAAAAGUAUUCAUCAACCUGCCCCCAAAAAAUUCCCGGGAAGACUGCUAGAGGGCAGGCAGCACCAUAACCUAAACAUUUACCAUAAGGAUAGUGUUCUUGAAACUAUGUCCUUUGGGAAUCAAAGGAUUAAAGGGGAAUUAGAUUGUCAUUCUUCUAAAGGUGUGGGAGCUUGCACUCAUUUUGUGUGAGUAUAGAGAACGCUCUUACUAACAGAUUCCCAUCAUCAUUAUUUAUAUUGUUUCAUGUCUUGAUUAAAUGCUUUUACUAUUGAA